Paramecium tetraurelia is the source of this 1098-nucleotide messenger RNA. RefSeq lists its product as uncharacterized. The transcript has a single exon. NCBI's taxonomy places the organism in Eukaryota, Ciliophora, Oligohymenophorea, Peniculida, Parameciidae. The record is from RefSeq and is a predicted model, not a curated record.
AUGAUUUACCUAGUAUUGAUACUGUUGAGAGUAUCUGAUGGUUUGGAUUUGGGGGAGAUUCCUUGUAAUUAGUUUAACAAUGAAGGAUCGUGUAAAUAGAGUGGUUAUUGUUAAUGGUCUGGUUAAUGUUAUGGAUAGCAUUGUCAUUUGAUAGAUGAGGUUGCAGCAUGUAGGAAUGCUGGGAUUAUGACUCUUUACUGUGUAGCAGUCCCUUACAUGCCACUUCAAUACGCUUAAACUUGUUAUGAAAAUACUUCAUCAGGUUUGAAGACUUAUUACUCACGAUUUGUUUCAGAUUUGACAAUAGAUGUGAUACAACAAACAAGUAUUUUGUUCAGUGAUCUAAUCAAUGGAGAGAGGAGCAUAACUAAUAUGUUAAGAUUGUACAAUCUUGAUGUGUUGUCAAGAUAGAAUGAUGAGUUAAAUCAGAUUUUGGAUUUGUACAUCUCAUUUGCCGAAUUGUUGAUCACCUAAUAUUCACAUCCCUAUUAUUUAGAGAGAAUAAUGUAUGAAUCAAUCUAAAAUAUCAGAGAUGAUACUCAAUUAAAUAUUUCAAAGAAGAGAAACACUAUGAUUAAGAUUUUGGAAAUUCUUGACAUUUAUUAUUUAAGGUUGAAGACAUUUUCAGAGUUUUAUUAAACACAGUAUAAUUUUAUUAAUUUCAACCAGGUUCAUUUGAAAUACCUAUAAUUAUAAUAUUUGGGAUAGGCUACUAUAACAUGGACUGAGUAUGAAUCAAAUGGGAUGUUGUAAGUGACUGUGCUGUACGCAGAAAUCUUUGGUAAGUAAUCUCCCAUGACUCCAAUUUAUAUCAUAAGAACCAGCAACAAUAUAAAUUUGUAAUAUAAAUUAAAAUGCUAUUUCAAUACCUUUCGCCCGGUGGCAUUAAAACAAAUCAAUUUGAUAACGAUGAAAAUGUACGAAACCUUUGUGCAACCAUAAUGUAGUAGUGGAUACUGUGAGGUUGACUUGUAAGGAGCAGGCAAUUACUUAUUUGUAGACAUGUCCAAAGUUGAUUAAUGUAAUGCUAUAUAAAGUAUAACUACUUGCGUGUUAGCUAACUGUGUGGUAGAUCUGCAGAGCCGUACUUGUCAUUGA